CGCGCAGUUCUGUCUAAUCACACGUAAUUGCUUCCAAUAUUUUAAGAGCAGAUGGCGGUAAAGUCCAUUUAUGAUUUUUAAAAGCACAUUGUACAGUGACUGCAUGGUUAGGAUUUGAACAAAAUAUUUAUUAUAAAUUAAAUGUGAAUUUGUUAGAAUUUUUCCCUAGAAGAUGAAGAGAGAACUCGAAUUUAAUACUGGUAAAACUACCACUGGUAUCAGGCGAAAGUGGUACGAAGAGUAUCAGAAAGUAGAGAGGCCUUGCAAGCACUCCAAAUCCGAAGCGGACGUGCUGUAUCUGAAAGAUGAGGCGAAGAAAUGUCUGGAUGCGGAAACUGCUGCUUUUCAGUUAAAACAAUCUCGAUCGCAUGACUCGGAGACAAAGUGGCUGAAAACUGCAUUGCAACGAGGCACCACGUCGGACAAAGUGGCAGCCAGUAUAGUACUGAUACAAGACAACCCGAAGUAUAAUUUGGGCCGCCUGGUGUCUUUGGUGUCUCAAGUGCGAGGCGCCAAGCACAAUCAGUGCGGUAUGAUCAUCAUGUCACUCAAGGAACUCUUCCUGACCGAUCUGCUGCAUCCUCAGUUUAAGUUGUUGAAAUUGGAAGAACAAGAUUUGGACAAGCUCGACGUGGAGAACGGAUCGGAUCCCGUCAUAAAGUCGAAUACCACCAGGAACAGACUGUUGGCACAUUGGUACUUCGAGGAUCAAUUGCGCGAGCAAUACGAACGGUUUGUUCUGAAUCUGUCCGCGGUCGCCUCUGACACAGUCGAUACGAAUCGCGAGAAGGCGAUAGGUGCGAUGACCGAUCUGUUGGUAGGUAACGCCGAGCAAGAGCACAAGCUGUUGGAAUUGCUCGUGAACAAGAUUGGUGAUCCGAGCAGUAAGGUUGGCUCUAAAGCUGUGUUCUGCAUUAACAAGCUACUGCAUGAACACCCGAACAUGAAAGUCGUGGUCCUGCGCGAAGUUGAAAAGCUGCUGUUCCGAAAGAAUGUGAGUCAGCGUACUCAAUAUUACGCUGUAUGCCUUCUGGCGCAAUACGUCCUGGAUAGAAACGACGAGGAGGUGGCCGCUACACUGAUAGAAGUAUACUUCGCGUUUUUUAAGGCGUGUCUGAAGAGAGGAGAACCUGACAGCAGAAUGAUGGCAGCAAUUCUAAUGGGCGUUAAUCGAGCAUAUCCCUUUGCUAAGGUGGACUCAAAGGUAUUGAAUGAACACAUUGAUUCUAUCUACAAAGUGGUGCACCUUGGAUCCUUUAAUGUUUCUCUCAAUGCACUCAGCUUGUUGCAUCAAAUAACAGGUAAAAACGAGUCUCAGGCUAAUCGAUUUUACUCGGCUUUUUACAAGAAGCUACUCGAUCGGCAGAUAGGAGUGGCGAAUAAACAAGGAGUGUUCCUUAACUUGUUGUAUCGAGUACUUCAAAGAGAUCAAAGUAUAUUGCGUUUGUAUGCUUUUAUCAAGCGAAUUUUGCAACUUACUUUCUACUUUCCUGCGAAUUUGGCAUGCGCCAUGCUAUACAUUGUCUCCAAAGUUCUUCAAGGUCGCAAGGAUUUAAAACAUAUAUUGCUCGACUCACAUCAGGCAUCUAUUAAAGUUGAAAAUAACAUAUGUGAAGUAAACGACAGCUCGUCAGAUACGGAGGACGUUUGCGAGAUAAAUGAAAACUCCAUUAUGCUAUCAAACAUCACAAUCGGCGUGGACAUGGAAACAAAGCCUGAUGUGAAAAAAGAUGACAUAAAAAUUGAAGCAGAAGAUGUAAAGUCGUACAAUCCCUUUUGUCGAAAUCCCCUGUAUGCGGGCGCAGUCAAAGGACACAAUACCGAGCUCGAAGCGUUAUCCAGGCAUUUCCAUCCGAGCGUCGCCUUCUUUGCGAAUCAAAUCAUUCAAGGAAAAUCGAUUGAGUACACAGGUGAUCCCUUGGAGGAUCUGACGUUGAUUCGAUUUUUGGAUCGGUAUGUCUUUAAAAAUCCGAAAAAACUGGAGGAUAAGAAGGUGCAAAAAAAGAAUGAUCCUUUAGCACAACGGGCUGGAUAUACGCCCAAGGGCGUACGAUCUCUUCCGGUCGAUAGUGCGGCAUAUCUCAAUGAAAGGGAGGAGCGAAUACCGGUGGACGAGUUAUUUUUGUAUAGAUAUUUAAAACAUAAGAAUGAAAUUAAGAAACAUAUCAAAAAAGAAGACAAUGACGAAGAUGACGCAGACAGCGUCAAUAGCGAAGAGUUCAAUGAUAUGUUGGAUCGUAUGGGUGGUCAAGAUUUUGACGAUUUGGAUAUUGCGGCUAAUAUCAUACCCAGAAAAAAGAAAAGUAAAACGGAUAAAGAUUUUGAUGACGAGGAUGAUGCAGAUGAUAACGAAGACGAGAAUGAUGACGGUCAAUUUGAAGAUGGCGAUAUGGAUGAUGCAUCUGAAGAUUUUGAUGAAGAUGUGAAUGACGAUAAAGAUGUAAGCGACUUACAAGAUUUAAGCGAUAUUGAUUUUGCAGACGUAGAUGAUGAUCUAAGUGAUAUAGAGUUUAACAAUUCUGAAGACGAGAUAAUAGAUAACGAUUUGAUCUCGAGUUUGAAUAAAAAACUGAGUGCGAAAAGUUCGAAGAGUAAAGAGAAAAAAGGAGAAAAUAGGAUCGAUAGCAAUAUAUUCGUAUCGGCGGAGAAAUUUGCCGAAAUGUUGGAGGAACAAAAUAAAACAAGGGGAAAACAUGGUGGCAGUAAUGUCUUUAGCAGCAGCGAUGGCGCUAGCGCUAAGCAAAUAGAUUGGGAAAUGAAGCGACAUGAACGAAUAAAAGGAUCAUUUAGCAAGAAGAAGCGUAAGUCUGGUCGAUCAAAUAACAAUAAUCGCAUUAAAAGAAGUAAACGAUAAUAAAUAUGUAACAAAUUUGUAAGAAUAAUAAAUAUUUAAAGGAAAGAACAAA
Messenger RNA from Monomorium pharaonis (pharaoh ant), 2906 nucleotides. RefSeq names its product CCAAT/enhancer-binding protein zeta (gene Noc1). The transcript is spliced from 5 exons. The record is from RefSeq and is a predicted model, not a curated record. Gene Ontology annotation, cellular component: nucleus. The coding region runs from base 173 to 2854 and encodes 893 amino acids. NCBI's taxonomy places the organism in Eukaryota, Metazoa, Arthropoda, Insecta, Hymenoptera, Formicidae.